AUGCUCCGCAACACCGUCCGCUCCGCCGCCCGCGCCUCGCGCCAGUUCUCGUCUUCGGCCCGCGUUGCCUCGUACGAGGACACCAUCGGCAACAUCUAUGUCAACAAGGACAGCAAGGUCCUCAUCCAGGGCUUCACCGGCAAGACGGGUACCUUCCACGCCCAGCAGUCCAUUGCCUACGGCACCCGUGUUAUCGGUGGUGUUAACCCCAAGGCGAGUACUUUUCCCAGCGAGGAACGGCGAGAGUCUCAAAAGGCCGGCCAGACCCACCUUGGCCUGCCCGUCUUCGGCUCCGUCAAGGAGGCCAUGGCCGCCGAGCAGCCCGACGCUACUGUCAUCUACGUUCCCCCCGCGGGUGCCGCCGAUGCCAUCAUUGAGGCUAUUGAGAACGAGGUCAAGCUCAUCGUCACCAUCACUGAGGGUAUCCCCCAGCGUGACCAGCUCAAGGUCUACAACGCUCUCCGCUCGCAGUCCAAGUCGCGCAUGGUCGGCGGUAACUGCCCCGGUGUCAUGAGCGAGACCUGUAAGCUCGGUAUCAUGCCCGGCCAGGUCUUCUCGCAGGGCAACAUUGGUAUCGUCUCGCGUUCGGGUACCCUUACCUACGAGGCCGUCAACCAGACCACCAUGGCCGGUCUCGGCCAGUCGCUCACUGUCGGUAUCGGUGGUGACCCCUUCCCCGGCACCCAGCACCUUGACGUUGUCAAGAUCCUCCUCUCGGACCCCAAGACCGAGGGUAUCGUCCUGAUCGGUGAGAUCGGUGGCUCGAUGGAGGAGGAGGCUGCCGAGUACCUCAAGCAGUACAACUCGGGCCCCAACGCCAAGCCCGUCGUCUCGUUCAUUGCCGGCCGCACCGCCCCUCCCGGCCGUCGCAUGGGCCACGCCGGUGCCAUCAUCGCCGGCGGCAAGGGUGCCGCCUCGGACAAGGUCAAGGCCCUCGAGGCCGCUGGCGCCAUCAUUGCCCAGUCGCCCGGCCAGAUCGGUGCCCUCAUGCACGAGGCCAUGAAGAAGAUCGGCAAGGCCUAA
Molecule: messenger RNA, 1023 nt
Organism: Apiotrichum porosum
Lineage: Eukaryota; Fungi; Basidiomycota; Tremellomycetes; Trichosporonales; Trichosporonaceae
Exons: 6
Coding region: 1-1023 (340 amino acids)
Biological process (GO): tricarboxylic acid cycle
Cellular component (GO): succinate-CoA ligase complex (ADP-forming); mitochondrion
Molecular function (GO): succinate-CoA ligase (ADP-forming) activity; succinate-CoA ligase (GDP-forming) activity
Source: RefSeq, a predicted model, not a curated record